This is a messenger RNA of Adineta steineri, 2616 nucleotides long. The record is from the annotation of a GenBank genome assembly. NCBI's taxonomy places the organism in Eukaryota, Metazoa, Rotifera, Eurotatoria, Adinetida, Adinetidae.
AUGUCGAAAGGUGCUGCGCGUGUUACUUUUGAUGUGAAUUGGGAAUGUGGCUGGUUUCCUGAAUGCAAUGCACCUUGUCAAAGUCCAUGCAAUAAUCCAGACCAUAAACAUAAAAAGUGUGCUGCCUAUGGUCGACAUGAAUUGAAGGAUUGUGUUCAUGGUAAAUGGGGUUUUUAUUACAGUCCAGAUGGUCAAAUUCAAACAUGGAGAGGUGUUCAUCGAUACAAUCCAAAUGGAUGUGCUAUGGUAUACUUACUCAUCUACAAUCAAGAUAAACAGCAAAUCCUUUUCGAUUUGAAUAAAAGGGCCGAGUAUAAUUUACCAAGCUACCGCCGUCAUAAGUAUAAACCUGAUGAUUUACAUGAAGUCGCCACAAAUUUUUUUUUCGAACUAUUUUCGACCAACAAUAAAAAUGUUUUGCUGCCAUCCGUACUCAAUCGUUUCAUAUUUGCAGAUUCGUCAGUAAUCUAUCCUGUCUGCGUAAACAACGAAUGCGCAUCACAAAUUCUUUUUAAAAACGGACGGAAAUGGUUCGAUCGGCGAGAUGUUGAAAGAGCUAUGGAAUUCAUUACUCUCGAAUGGGAACGGAAACCUGAUAAACAAAGUUAUGGAUAUGUAGUCAAGGAUAGAGGAGCAAAACUAGCACGACGGCCAGUGUUUUCAUUAGCAGCACUCGUUCUACGAUGGCUCAUGGUAAAGCAAGAUAAUGAAUCGGUAACGACUUCCAGAGCAACUUCUCCUGUUCCCUCCAUCCCUCCAUCGAUAUCUGAAUCCAUUUUGACUACUACUUCGGGUUACGCUUCUGCCACUCCAUCUCUCUUUGGUUUUAGUAUUCACGAUGAGCCUGAAGAUCAUGUUAAUUUCGAUGAAUUUAUUGGAAGUGAAAUAUCUUUUGAAAUUGUUAAUUUUCUUCCAGAAGAAGAUGAAACAAUCGUUCAUAUAGAUGAAUCAAGUACACAACUAGAUCUCUUCACUAUAUUAUACACUCAACAAUUAGAUAAUCAAGGUUCUCUUAUCAAAAUAUCUACUGACAUACCACAAAACGAAUAUAUCGUCAUUUUUUAUUGUGAUAAUCGAAUUAGUUCUCAUGUAUAUCAUGAAUCAAGUCCUGUUUAUCAUUCGACUGAUGUCAAAGAUUAUCUCGAUUUUAUUAAUAAACAAACUCAAUCGCAAAUAUUUUUAAUUAUUUCCGGUAGUUCAAUUUCAUCUGAAAUACAAUCCACGUUUGAUUGUCAACAAGUACAUGCUAUAUAUUUCCUACGUAACUAUGAACAUAAAUAUCCGAUAAAUACAAGAAAAGUGAGUGGAACAUUUAAUAAUCUAGAUAAUCUUUGUGAACAACUACAUAAAGAUAUUCAAUUUUAUCGAGAACAAUAUACUCAUACAAUACGAAUCGAUAUAUUUUCCAGAAUUAAUUAUCAACAAAAAUUGAUUUCUCAAUUAAAUGAUAAACAUCGAACUUUUCUUACAUAUAUUUUAUUCAUUGAUAUUUUACCAUUAGUAUCAAUAUUAGAAUUUAAAUUAGAAGAGCUUCAAAGAAUUUGUGAGAUAUUAUUUUCAAAUCAAGGAAGAGAUACGGCAUAUUAUAUAUAUCAAUUACAGAAAGAGAACGAUAAUGCAACGAACUUUCUUCAAGAUCCAAAAUUUUCACAAAUUAUUUUAAAAAUUCAUCAAUUAGAUAAAUUCAAUGAUUUAUUUAUAUUACAAAAACAAUUUAUAAAGAUUCAACAAAUGAUUAAAACAUCCAGUUCCUUAGAUAAUGUAUAUAUUUCACAAAUAAUUACGAAUGAUAUACUAAAAAUGAUGCAGACUGGUCUCGAUGAGUACAUCAGUAUUGGUAUCUUUGUUCUGGCAACAAAAUCUCUUCUAACGGCACGUACUAUUGCAAGAAGAAUGGUUGACAAUGGUCUGAUAUCUAUUCUAUUCGAAAUAGAAAUUAUUGAAGAUACACAAUGGAUAGAAAUUGAUUCCAAUCACGUGGUAUUUCGUCCUGGUACAGUAUUCCGUUUGAAAUCAGUCCAUCAAGCACCCGAUGAUGUUUACUAUGCGAAGUUAAAGUCUGUUGAUAAAGAAUUUUAUUCUGUUAAAGAACAAUUACAAUUAGAAAUCGAUGUGAAGUUAUCAUGGUUAACAUAUGGUAAUUAUUUAUUUUUUCUUAAUCGAUUUGAAGAGGGUGAACGUUACUUUAAUUAUUUACUGGAUAAACUCUCUUCAGAGCCUGUUUAUCUAUCAGCUAUUUAUAAUAAUAUGGGAUUAUUGUACACUAAAAAAUAUGAAAAAGAACGGAAUAACAAAGAACAGUAUUUGAAUAAAGCACUGAUGGUAUAUAAUAAAGUCUUCGAAAAUACUCAACUGAUCAAUUCGAAUACAUCACUAAGAAAAACAACUAAACAAUUCAUUACUGAAUUGCCAAAAAUAAAUGAUGCACCACUACCGACUAUUAUUGAUUAUUCUAUAAUAAUUGGUCAUAUUGCAGAUAUAUAUUAUAAUGAUAAGAACUAUAGUGAAGCUUUGAAAUCAUAUAUAGAAGCAUUGGAAUUAUCUGUUGAUAAACGAAUCAGUCACUAUUACCAACAAAAGAUUUUAAAUAUUCGAACACAUUUAACAGAACAAUAA